Aedes albopictus (Asian tiger mosquito) is the source of this 16415-nucleotide messenger RNA. RefSeq names its product pickpocket protein 28-like. The transcript is spliced from 3 exons. Gene Ontology annotation, molecular function: ligand-gated sodium channel activity. The record is from RefSeq and is a predicted model, not a curated record. The coding region runs from base 9824 to 11584 and encodes 586 amino acids. Gene Ontology annotation, cellular component: plasma membrane. Gene Ontology annotation, biological process: sodium ion transmembrane transport. Lineage: Eukaryota; Metazoa; Arthropoda; Insecta; Diptera; Culicidae.
GGAAUAUGUCGGGAGAUCACUAAAUAUGGCGUUUGGAUACUCGAUAAUUUGUAAAUAACAUGUGAAAAGUUUGCUAAUGAUUUGGCAAAGAAAUUGCUAAUGAUUGUUUUAGAAAAUUCAGAAUCUAGGGAUUCAAAAAAGAUUUCUACAGAAAUUAAAAAUAAAUCAUCAGUGGUCUGUACAACAAAUUUCUGAGUAUCUCAAGACAGAAUCCGCCAAUAAAUUCAUUAGAAACCUAUCAAACGUUAUUACCAAAGAAUGGGUCGAAAAUUCAAACAUUAUAUUGAGUAUAAUGUUAUGGACUUUGAACUUUUUUGCUCUGAAAUGGACUUGUAUUUUGACAUAAAAUAAGGCUUCAUGAUAAAAUUGAGAACAACAUUACCUGUGGCAUUACGUUAACUGUAUACUACAACACUCAGGCUUAAGAUCAUACCUUGAUUUGAUCUUAAGUCAGAAUCAAGGAUUUCACAUUUUGAAGAAACUAUUUACCUUCUUCUUCUUCUUUGUGGCUCUACGUCCGCACUGGGACUUGGCCUACCUCGCUUCAACUUAGUGUUCUUUGAGCACUUCCACAGUUAUUAAUUGAAGGGUUUCCUUUGCCUGCCAUUGCAUGAAUGUGUAUAUUGGGAGGCAAGUACAAUGAUACACUAUGCCCAGGGAGUCGAGCAAAUUUUCCCGACCGGAACGGGAAUCGAACCCGCCGUCUCCGGAUUGGCGAUUCAUAGCCUUAACCACUAGGCUAACUGGAGACCCCCUAGUUACCUAGUUUUUCUAAUUGACACAUUCUACCGUGACGUCCAAUGUAAACUAUAUGUUCAACUGAUCAUAGGGUAUGUGUACCAUUCCUUGGCCUAAUAUGUCAGCCGCUUUGACAAUUUUGACCAUAACUCGUUAAUUAACAGCACUUGAAAGGAUGUGUUGACCCUAUCACGCACUCUAGGCAGUACAUGUUUAUCCAAUUGGAAGUAAACUAACGUAAAUAUUCAAGAACUUACAUAAUUAUGUUAAAAAGAUUCGAUGCGAUGGUAUGUAACAUUGGUCUACGGUACAAAAAUUGGCCCAUUGGAUACAAUGUUGGCCUAUUGCUUUCCAAGCGCUAGAACCACUUAUUCCCUCAUUUUUUAAGGACAGACUAGUUAGAAUCCCAACAUGGCCGCCACAAUGGCCGACUUUGGCACCUUCUCACGAUUUCGAGGGCACAAAUCUCUUCGUAAACAAAACCAGCGCACCUGAUCUUCUUAUUUUAAGCUUAUUGCAAGUGAGCAAGAACAGAAUAAUAAACUGCUUUGUUGUGUAACGCCUUCUUGAGAUUUGUGUGUUUGAAGUUUUGAUGCAGUGUUGAAGCGGGAUGUCAAGACGUUUGUCCUUAAUAUUUCUGCUGAAGUAUUAUCACUGUUUGUUCACCAAUCUUGCUUUCAAACUACCCAAGUAACCAGUAAGCAUUUAAAAUAGCAUUCCUUCAGCAUUAUAGUAGCCUUUACGACAAGGCAUUUAAUGCUAAUUAGCCGUAUAUGCGCCUAUAGUGCUACUUCACAGCAUGUUUUGGCAAAAUAACGGGCUGUCUUAGUGCUAUUCCUUUAGGAACGUCGUGACGAAAUAUCAAAGAAGCGUAACGCCUCGUCGAGCAAAAAAAAAACAAAAAUAGAUUGACGUUUGCUUCUCGUUCUCUCAGCCAGCUUCCCCGCUUCAUCGUCCUUCCAUAUUCCAGGCGGUGCUAGGUGGUACUUUUUUGCUGAUUUUUGUAGUGAUGUAGGUUUGAACUCACGAUCCGGAGAUUGAUGAAUCAUAUCUGCUUCUGAUUCUGUUGCUCCUGAUCCACGAUGCUAGAGCUGUUCCGGUGGCGUGCGUUGAUUUAAUCGCCAAUAUAAAGAAUGAUUCGAUAACAGCUUCAGAUUCAACAACCAAAACUUGUUUUCAUUGAGAUGUUUCAUUGUAGUAGAGCAUAACGAUCCCUUCUUUUAAAUAUCUGUGGAAUAUGAUUCGUUCUUCCCUCUUUCAAACAAUCCUAUGAUCCACCAAAGCAUCCACCUAUUAGGCACACAUUUUCCGACGAAAUGAUGAAUAAUUGGUGAUUUUUUGAUGGACAAAUUCUCAAUCCAAUCCAGCUGCAGUAAUGUGUUCUUUGGUGCUUUUGGAUGAGUAGGGGAAAAUUAAGAAACAAAUAAGAUGCACAAAUUUGUAAACAGAAGCAUAGGCUCUGUAAGAGAGAGACAAUAUGUGUUGCCAAAUGCGUAAAAUAUCUCCCAACCUUUUUGCUCCUAGCAUUUAAAGAGCAGUUGAAAAGCAUUCUGAUUGCUCCCAAGUGAAAACACUUCAAGCAGUUGAAAUGCUAAUUAACAGCCAAAAGCAUUUGAGCAGCACAGCUUAUGCUAACUCAAGGCAGUUAUGCAUUCGAACUGCUUAUGUAGGGCAGCAAGCAGUUUAAAUGCAUAAAAGGGCUGAUACACGGCUUAUUCAAAUGCUUAGUGGUUACCUGGGUACAUUUUCACAUAACCAUAAAUAAAUCACUUAAACUAAAGUUCUUUCCUAAUUUAGUAACGAAAACAACGCAACCCUAUUAUUGUGUUAUAUUUUUACAAUCUUCGCAAACAAAAUCUUUUUUCCUGUUCGUUUUUUUCUGGUUCAUUCGCAAGCAAUGUUGUUGACGUCACUUUUUCGGUGUUGUUGACGUCACUUUACUGAUGGGCCAAGAUUUGGGUACAUACUUAGUGAAAAAUGUCCUCAAUAAUUGGCCCACAUUUAAUUUGUAAAAUAGUUAUUUUUCGUUGGAAACAAAUAUACAAGUUCAAAAUAGCGUUUUUAGCCGUCGCAUAAAAUGUUCAGUUAUCGAAAAGUCAAUUCGAAAUAUUCCAGAAUCAUGGCAUUUAUGACCAUGUGUAUAGACUACCCACUAAGCCGAAGAAUCAUGGCGCCUACAAGAGCUAAACAAAGUGACAUUUUCAUUCAAUUUUAAUGCUCCAAAGUGCUAAUAUUGAAACGAAAUGUUACAGUUGUUUGGCGCAUAGCUUUUCCAAUAUCCAGUUAAGCGUGUUUGUUAGAGUUUUUGGUUAACGUUAAGAUAGGCCGAACGAGGGGACUAUGUCAACGAAGCAGCAAAAACCAAACAGUUAUUUCUAUGUCAAGUGGUUUUGGAACAUGGAUUUUAGAACGGCUGACAAAAUUACACCAGCUUUCACCCGCGCACAUCCAGCGCCAAAAUGUCCCAUAAACUUCAAUAAAAUUCCCUGACUUUCCAGGUCCAGAAAUAAAUUCCCUGACAUUCCCUGACUUUCCAGAUGUUUCCAAGUAGUCGACACCCUGACAAAGAGAAACAAUCAUCAAAAGCAACAAUUUCGUUAAAAAUGUGUAAUUUCCGAAAUAAGCACUAGCAACACAUGAGCCACUCAUCCGAAAAUCAGGAGCAAGUUAGGGUAAACCGACCAUAUUUUUCGGGUUCGUUUGGAAGUUGACCAUCAAUGUUAACUUCUUUUCCCGAUCAGCCUAGAUAGCUGUGUAGUGUCGGUAGCGAUUGUCUCAAUUAACUAAGAAUAACACUAUGGAUCGCCUGAUCCAGUGGUAAAAGUCCACUAAGCAGGUGACCCCUAAUUCAUGGUGUUAUGCGGCUUUAUGCUUACCGUGCCAAGGAAUGAAUGGUUAGGGGGUUCUAAUAAAAACCUAACCACAAAUGGAGCCUGUGGAGAAUUAGGGUGUCCUCCACAGUGUUACUCCCUUACUGCGCAAACCGGAGCAAUGGUGCAGUGGACCUUACGUUUAUCCGGGCUAAUCAGUUGGCCUUCUUAAAUCUCAAAUUUGAGGCUAAACAAGGGCGGGAUUAUUCAAAUGUUGUAAAUUAGCUUACAUUACUACCUAUAUGGCUUCGCCUAGUGCGUUUUCGCCAUUGGCGUUUUUUUUAAAUUGAACCGAUUUGAUUUGUCGUUAGUGUUUCCUUUUUGUAAUGUGAUUGUGAAGAGUGUAAUCCUGUCUAGUUUGGGUGGUGGCUACGGCUAGGAAACCUUAGACCAAUUUUCAGCGUAAAAAGCUUGUGUAGCCCAAGUGGCUCUACUUUAAAAAGUUCAUUUUCGUAGGGUAACUUCUGUAUAGGCUACCUUGUGAACCCAGUUUUGCUUCUUCCAUUAUGAAAAAAGUGUCGUGCCUCAAGCAUACUAUAUCUUAGAAUAACGUUAACAGUAUGUUUCAAUCUUUCCUUAUGGAUGCCUUCAGCUCUUGUAUUCAGCAUCUUUUCGCUGAUAUUUGGCAGUUCAGUCAGGUUUUUUUUUACGCGGGGGAUACGUACCGCGUAAAAAAACUCAGUUCAAAAUUUAAAAAAAAACGCGUAAAAAAAGUCUCAUCAUUUCUCGACGAAUCAUGCAAAAAUAAGACGAUGAUUUUUUUUUUGUAUGGAGUUUUCAUUUGCGCGGCCGCGUAAAUCAAAACCGCGUAAAAAAAGACCUGACUGUAUUGCUACGAUGAUUAUAUCAUCUGAAGUAGCUCAAACAUUAUUUUGAGAUGCUUCAGUUUGAUGGAUUACUUAGGCAGUACAGUCCAUGGAUAACUUAACAUAGAAUAGCACCAAACCCAACUCUCAUGAGCAGAUUUUAUCAUGAGUUGACUGAUUAGCAGAUGAGGAGUCUCUAUUUGACUUUCUUUUCACUUUUGAGUGUUCCUUCGCAAAAUUUGCGUAUUCAGGCGUCCCUGUUGUGGUAUACCAUAACUAUUGCUUUGAAAGAAGCUGGUCUUCUGCGGUCUGUGCGGACCGCAACAGAUAUUCCUGAAUGGAACUCUGAUCUGUUCAAGUUCAAAAUAUCUUCGGAUAAACCAUUCUUUUGUAUAGUUACGAAUCUCUAUCUUCCACCCGAGAAUUAUAGCUGUAUAAUCGACUUAGUGGGUCCUAAAAUGCUCCGUUUACUUCAAAUCUCCAGGGGCAAAUGGGGUUUUGUCCUAUUUUUCUCCAGAGGGAUUUUUUUUUUUUUUUUUUUUUUUUUUUUUUUUUUUAAAGAGUGACCAGGUGGAGCUGCAGGACAGCUGAUAGCAAAGCCUGGACCCUUUCCCAACUUUCCCCCUACUAGGACCAAUACUCACGAUGGACUAGACGAUGUCGUCAACUUGAGCAAAGUGUGUAGUAAUUAGCAUUGGGUCGUAGUAGUUUUUAAAAAUACUGUUUUUAACUUUUCCCAUCGCACUAGUGUUUUGAUCGAAUGGAAGCUCCAAAGAUGAUUUGAUAAUUGAACAAUAUUUCAAUAAUCGAAAAUCUCCGAGGUCACUGGACAACAUUCAGAGAUAAAAAAGGGUGUCUAUGACUAUGUUAACGCCUUCAGAGUACUAUUCUUAAGAAAUAUACAAAGAGCAAAAAGAAAAAAAAAAUGUGUCGUAGCUAAUUUUUAAAGAUUUGAUAUUUCUGAAAAUUAUUCGAAGACAGCUACCAGAACUAGCGUUUUUAGCCGAUAUGGGCAACUAGUUUUGCUGACAGCUUCCCCAAACAAUAAUCGGAUAAUAUCCUCAGUUAUUUUAUAAUACAUUCUGAAAAUUAUUUCAAGCUGAUUACCAAUAGUGUCAAUAACCGAUGUUAGUCAUUGACAGCACCAGCAUCAUCCCAAAUAACUCUCAUAUUAGUGUUAGAUAACACUUUUUGAGCUUCCACUCGAUAUUGUAAAGAAAUUUGUCAAACCCUAUUUGUCAAAAUAUAGUCAAUAAUGUAUCAAAUUGUGUUCCUAAUUUCGCUAGUCGUCUUCUGCAUAUCUGUGAUCAUCUCAGUCCAAAGUAAUAUUAUAUCCAUCGUAACCCUUUACAAUGUCAACCGUCCUAAGUCCUAACUAAAUUCCUGCUUUUUUUGAUCAGUGAAAUAAUACCGUCUAAGAUAUAAAAACAAAAAAGUUCAGUCAACUGAUUUUUGUCAAAAAUAAAAAUGAUAAUGAUUAUUUGGCAACUUUUAUAAAUUCACAAAACCCAUAAAAAUAAGAAAUACAAAUAUAAACUUCUAUAAUCAACAGUUUUAUCUUUACCUAAUCAGUCCAUAAUUUUCUAAUUGUAAUGAAUCUAAUCUGUAAGGCUGUAAGUCAACUUAUCCUAGCGUCCCCUGUCCUGUGUACUAACGAAUUCAAGUAACGAAUGAUGAGUGUAACGCAGAGACCUCCUCUACCCACUCUUGCGUUACGUUAAAUUUAACAAUUAUUGUUAAAUUUGAGAAAAUUCAAAGAAUGCAAAGAUUAGGUCUAUGCAAGCUGAAUUAUAAUUUGUUUUUGACUUGUGAUAAAUGCACGACGGAUACUCCUUUGGUUCCCAUUAGCACUUACGGCGAUUCCUUCACUUGCGCUCAACUCGUAAACUAGAUAUAUCUAGCUCAAAGUACAAGCGGUGGAGAAUGAACUGGCGCUAAAGUGCUAAUGGGUUAAGCCCUCCCAUCGCGUCAAGAUCGAAUAUCCAGGGGGAGGGUAUUUUUCUCCAGAGGGAUUUGAGUAUUUUAAACAUGUUUUGAACUCUUGUAGUUUUCUAUUGGGUAUUUUCAUGGCGUGAAAUUACUCCAUAGUUUUAUCCCGAAAGGCUGCGUGCGUUGUAUAAAGAAGGAAUGAGUUCCAAGAUUUAUCUGGUUACCUCCUUCUUUCUGAAGUGCUUAAAACGCAUAGUCAAUUAUCACAUCUGUGAUGUUCGUCUGGCUAACAUGCCUAUUCAUGUGAACUCACAUGCCUUCCAAAUUGGGAUGUCCACAGUGACUCUUUUACAAGAAGUUGUAUACGUUUUCAAGAAAGUACUCGCUUAACCGUAGUUUUUGCUUGGGUGAUUUCUUGACUAUUGAGGAUGCUUUCGAUGACGUGCCUUUCAAUGUCAUAUUGAAAGUCGCAUGAUGUCACAAGUUACCUCCGAUGAGGUAUAGGCUCUCUUUACGCUUAUGCGUUUUACAAUGUGUUUUUCAGGGCACUGGGAUGGGCUAUGAGCUCUCGUUGCGUUUCCCGAGCAGGAACGAAUAACUGACACACAACUACAGCAUACCAAGAUGAGGUAUUGGUCGGUUAGCCUGGUAUUGAAAAUAACUAAUUUUGGUAUUGUGUAGGUAUUUAUGAAAUACCUCAACGAGUUAUUGGUUUGGUGUUGAGCACGCUCGCGUCAGAAUACCCAUUUUUUUCAUUGCUAUCUCUGUCGUUCUUCAAGAGGCUCCAUUUAAAAAUACCCAUUUAUGAGUUGGGCCGCCCAACUUGAAAAUGGGUAUUUUUAAAUGGAAUCUUUUGAAGAGCGACAGAGAUAGAAAUGAAAAAAUGGGUAUUCUGACGGGCGUGAGGACUGUUUGAGGUAUUAUUCAGUUAUGGAAAAUCACUAUUUGUAUGGAAAAAUCGUCGAUUAUUAUUUAGGUAUUGCCAUACCUGAUGCCAUUAUUCACGUGUUAUGCACAGAAUACACACCAGUUAUUAUUUUAGGUAUUUUACCUCUUAUGCAGGGCUACUUAAUACCUCAUUCAGGUUGUACGUAUUCGGCUUACCUGAGUUUGGUAUUCUUCAGCUUUUUUCUCCUGCUCGGGUUAUGCGUCCAUUCCCUCUUCUAGGGUACCCCUUCCUAUUUCAUCACCUUUCCCCAUCCCUUGUCCCAUCCUCCCUCAGAUAAAUGAUGAAAUAGGCUUAUAUGGCACAAAUUUCCCAAAUGGAGGAUAACGUGCCUUUGGAGCCGGCCUUCUGAUACCUGAUACCUGAUAGUCGUCCUUUACCGUAACAAACCGAGAGAUCAUCCAAAAAUUGAACGUGUUUUCCAAUAUAAGAUAAGAUAAAAUCAAUGAAGAGAAAUCGAUCAUUGCAGAUACGGAGUGCGAGCGUCCUUCUUCUUCUUCUUCUAGGCGUAACGUCUUCGCUGGGACAAAGCCUGCUUCUCAGCUUAGUGUUCUAUGAGCACUUCCACAGUUAUUAACUGAGAGCUUCCUCUGCCAAUGACCAUUUUGCAUGUGUAUAUCGUGUGGCAGGCACGAAGAUACUCUAUGCCCAAGGAAGUCAAGGAAAUUUCCUUUACGAAAAGAUCCUGGACCGAUCGGGAAUCGAACCCGUCACCCUCAGCAUGGUCAUGCUGAAUACCCGUGCGUUUACCGCCUCGGCUAUACUGCCUAUGAUCGCAUAAUUGUCCCAUAUGAAUAGGAAACCCAGCAAAGAUGGGACUGAUAUGCGAUCAUGGGCAGUAUAGGGGCCCUACUCAAAACAAAAAAAAAAUGAAAAACUGUUUGUUUUGUAUUUUUUUUUUAAAUUUUGCAUGUUUUAGAAGUGACCACGACGUAAUCGCUUAUUUUGGAAUAGGAUGUAUCUGAAAUCGAAGGAUUACUAAUGUCACUGAAACUCUAAUUUAAUAUAUUUGUGUCAAGGCUAAUAAUGGUUAUUAAAAAAAGAACAGCUUUUGUGUUUAUGAUGAUGAGACGAUUAUACACGAUGACGAAUUGUUCAACUUUAACCUUAUUAGUUCCGUUUAACCACACAAACAUGCCAAUCCCAUCGCAUCGUUCGUAAUUUGAUACGUGAAAAUUGAAACAAAAUUAUCGGCAAGAAAGCCGAAUAAUGCCAGUCCUUCGACCACGCCCACAGGUACAGGGAUUGUACAAAAUUAUUGGUACAGGAAGUGUUUUUUUUACUUCCUUCAUGGUGAACUAAUGAUGACAAUAUUGUAAUCUGCAUUUUUUGAGACAAUCCCAGCUUGAAAAUAAUAUGACAAACAUCAUUCACCGCACGUUUAGAGAUGUUUAAUCUCUCAUUACGAUUUUCGAGGAGUAACUACGAAUUACUCCUGAAUUACUGUUGAAGAGCAAUUAUCAAAAACUUUUGAUUUUGAGUGCAUCAUAAUUGAUUAUUCAUAAGUUGAAUAGUACGAAACAAAUUUAGCUUUUGUUUUGUCACAGGCAACAUGUAGUAAUUUUAAAGGGUAUACAGGAGGUGACCAAAAUGUUUGGGAUAGGUAACUUUUUUUCUCUCACAAAAAAGUUCAACAUGCUAUAACUUUUUAUAGAGUGCAUCAAAAAAUCUCAAAUUUUCACUGUUUGUCAACCUAUUAUAUGUGCAUCAUUGGUACAAAUUUGGGCUCGAUUGAUUAAUGUUUCGCAAAGUGAGAACAGUUCGGGUAAAACACUAUUUUAGACAACUCAUUUUUUAGCUGUCAUAUCUCGGAAACCAGUGAACCGAAUUGAAUGAAAUUUUGAACGUACACUAACAAUAUGUGAAUGCUUCACAAACUAUUAAAAUCUCUAAUCAGAUAUAUUAGAGCCUAUUUAGAUUGAAGGAAGAACACAUUUAGUAAUUUUGUGUGGUAUUGUAAAUUUGACUUAUUUUCCUCUAUAUGGGUAAAAAAUUCAACCCGGUAUAACUUAAUUUACCGUGAGAAAAUAUUACAUUUUAUUAUGUCGUAUUAAGUAUCAAUAUAUUGUUGAAAAACGUUAAAAAAUUCAUUCAAUUCGGUUCACUGGUAUCCGAGAUGUGACAGUUCAAAAAUUAGUUGUCUAAAUAAUAGUGUUUUACCAGAACUGUUCUUACUUCGCGAAAAAUUAAUUAAUCGAGCCCAAAUAUGUACCAAUGAUGCACAUAUAAUAGGUUGACAAACAGUCAGAAUUUGAGAUUUUUUGAUGCACUCUAUGAAAAAUUACAGCAUGUUGAAUUUUUUGUGGGAGAAAAAAAGUUGCCUACCCAAACAUUUUGGCCAUCCCCUGUAUCUAAAAAUGAAACAGAAAGCUCAGUUACUAUGUUCUAACAUUGCAUUAUUUUACAGAAAGUGAAGCAAUUCAUUUUUUCUAUCCCCUGUAUAUGCAAAUAACUUGAAAGUUAUGUAACAAACCCGUAUUUAUUGUGCAUCAAGAUCAACCUAUUUUCCCAUUCAGUGCCAAACCGCCGAAACGAUGCGUUGGUUUAGGACGAAAUCGAAACCCCCGUCCAGUACUAUAUUUGGCGAAUACUGUGCCACCAGUUCGGUGCACGGAGUGCGUUACUUCAGCGAUCCGGAGCGAACCUGGUGCGAAAAAUUCUGGUGGAUUGUGAUGUUCUUCGUGUCGGUGGUUGGAUGUGCCAUGUUGAUUGAGAGUUCUUGGCAAAAGUGGAACCUAACGCCAAUAGUUAUGAACUUCGAGAACCAACCGAUUUCGGUCACGGACAUUCCGUUCCCUUCGGUUACCAUCUGUCCACCGGGAAAGAUAUCCAAAUCGUUGUAUGACUUCGAUGGAGAAGUUCGGGAAAUCGAGGAAAACGGAGUUUACGAUAAUGCAUCAGAUAAUUUUCUGGCGGCUGUGCAGCUUUGUCAAAUUAUGUUCAAAUUCAGUAAACACUAUGACAUAGCACUACCAAGAAAGAGACAUUCAUUAAGUUAUGCGUUGGUUGUCGAGAAUGUUUCAGUCUCUAUGGAAAACUUUAUAGGAAAAUGUGAAUUUGAUGAUAAAGAUUCAUUAGUAUAUUUACUGCAAUACGUUAUGACUGAUAUGGGCCUUUGCGUGAACUUCAAUAUGCUCCAGAAACAUCGGAUGUUGCGGAAGGGAUCGUUUCCCGUGAACGACCCAUUUAUAUUUCUUCGUGGCAGAUAUCUACGAAGCGGGUAUGACGACAAUGGACGACCCAUAAAUUUCAAAGCUCUUGCAAAAGUUCAAAACGUCACUUCCGAUACAACGUCGACAACACAUCCUCGGCGCUUCCAGAGAAGAUUCGUUUCCAAAACAUUGAACGAAACCAAUGUUUGGUCCCCAGAAGGAGGGUACACCACCAUGGAUUCUCGAGGCCGGAUACCUUUUCGGGGACUAGGAGUUGGAAGGUACACGGCAUUCAACUUAGUCUUGACUGGUCACAAAAACGACCUGAGCGAUACAUGUGACGAUUCGCGACCCCGAGGUCACAGGGUUGUUCUUCAUUCCCCGGCAGAUUAUCCGCAAAUGAUAAACUCGGUUGUAAUUCCAUUUGAGCAUGUAACUCAGCUAGCUGUUAAACCUCUCGUCGUCAGAACAAGUCCCGAAUUGCGCAGAUACCUGCCAGAAAAACGUAAAUGCUUCUUCGGAGAUGAACGCUAUCUCAAAUACUUCCUAAUCUACACUCAGAACAACUGCGAGAUCGAGUGCCUAUCGAAUUACACCCUCGACCGUUGUGGUUGUGUGAAAUUCAACAUGAUGCGCUCCGAACAAAUGAAAGUCUGUGAAACGAAUCAAUUUCCAUGUCUUCACAAUGCCAUAUCUGAAUUCGUGAAAAUAGACAACCCGUUACGAAGGAUUUAUUUUGGAAAAGCACCCAAACUGAAUGCUUUCAGCUACCGAUCAAAGUGUAAUUGUCUGCCAAGCUGCACCACGUAUCAGUACGAUUUCGAGCUUUUGAAACAAGGCUUUCAAAGCGGCGGCAACAUUGACGGCAUUUCUGCAGAUUUCCUGGGAACUCUCAGCAUUUUCUUCAAGGAGCCGCAGUUCAUCGCGAUGGUUCGAUCAGAACUGUACGGACUAACGGACUUCGUAGCCAACUGUGGAGGUCUACUAGGGCUAUUCACGGGCACCAGCUUGUUGAGUCUGAUCGAAAUAGCCUACUUCUGUUUUGUGAGACCAUGGAACAGAAGGAAAAGAAGACUUAGCAGGGUCAGUGAUCUAUCAGUGCCACAUUCCAUCGCCAUGUGUCGAAACAUUUUCAGUAACUGAGAAGAAACAGGAUAGAAUGAAAGUUUAGGAAGACAAAUGUGGGUAGGUAUAUUGUAGUACAGUGUAUUUGGGAAUGUUUCAACCAGUGUAAAUUUCACUGGCUACCCUCAAUUAGUUUCCAAACAAAGAUCUCUACGAGCAAUUUUCUGGUUUACAGCAUUUUUGAACUCGGUAAGCUGACGAUCAUUUUUAGGAAAGAAUCAUGUUCUGACUUUGCAAACGAGAUCAAAAUUGUAUGUCGCGAUUUGCCGUGAGAACGAGAUUUACAUUAUUCUUUAACUGUUGCAUUCGUGCAGGAAUCCGUGUUUUAUAUCCUUCAAAAGAAGAAUAAUAAAGAUGUUGACAGUCCAAGGCUUGUGCAGUCUCUGCUGUGUGGUCCAAUGACCACCCGUAUUUAUACUACCUUAGGUAGACAUAAUGAAUCAUACCUAGAUAUUUAGGUACUGUAAUGAAUAGUAUUUCAUGUAGGUAGAUAUCCUAUGCGGACAACCAUUAGGUAGACACUACAGUCCUUUCCCCUUUAGAAAACUUCAAAAAAUAACAUUCAUCACCAAAAUAAUGAUGGCACAAAUAAACUGACAAGUCUGUCACUUUCAAAGAACACAUAUGUUCGCUAACAAAACUACAACAAUAAAAAGACGAUUUUGCUAUCCAAACAUCGGUAACUUUACCAAAAAAUUACAAAUAACACAAAUCCAUUCACCAAAACAAACAUAUGACAAUUCCGCCACAAAAGAACAAUUUCGUUCACCACAAAAAAUAACAUUUCGUUAUUACCAAAACAAAAAGACAAUUUCGUCAAUGCAACAUCGGCCAAAAAGAACAAUUUGUUAUUACAACAACCUGAAAACCAAAAGGAAAUAAUUUCGGAAUAACUCAAAAGAAAUUGCACGUUCCUUGAUCCUCGUCGCCACUUUUAUAUCCUUCAAAAGAAGAAUAAUAAAGAUGUUGACAGUCCAAGGCUUGUGCAGUCUCUGCUGUGUGGUCCAAUGACCACCCGUAUUUAUACUACCUUAGGUAGACAUAAUGAAUCAUACCUAGAUAUUUAGGUACUGUAAUGAAUAGUAUUUCAUGUAGGUAGAUAUCCUAUGCGGACAACCAUUAGGUAGACACUACACCGUGUUCAUGCGAAAAAAUAACUGGAAAAAGUGUCCGGGAAGGCACUUGAAAAGCACAAAUCGACAUUUUCGUUAAGAGCCACAUGUCUAUGGAACUGGAUGUCAGGUUUUUUUUUCCUGUUCGGGCUCGUCACUGCGACCAGUUUUAAGAUCUAUUGCAUGCUAAAACCGCUCAGCACUGAAAUGUGUAAGACCUACUUAUAAAUGCAUAAUUUCCAGACCACUUAAAAAAGUGCUUGGAGGUUUAUCACUAUUCCUCUAUUCUUUUAAAUAAAAUCAGGUACAAUGCAUAUGAUUUCAAUCAAAUAUUUUUGAAACAUGUACUGAGUGGACCUGUAGAAAUUCUAUCAAGAAAUUGCUACAUUUUGUGAAAAAUGUUCGAAUAACCUAAUCCCGGGUUAAGGUGAUCAACCAUUGACAUAACAUUUCAAGAUUUCAAUUAUUGAACAGACCAAAUUUGAUGAUGCCUCAUACUAGUGUAUUUUGUAUACUAAAAAUGACUAACAUUGAAAGCAUAAAGGUAGGUAAAAAACUUAUACGUAACAUCAUUUUGAACUCAAAGCUAUGUUCAAUAAGCCUACCAUGAACGAAUAAAAGUGUUUUAUGAGUCAUCUGACAUACAAGGCGUUGAUGGUAAGUGAUUUUUUGAAAGACAUAUUUUACCGAGUUUAAAUGCACUUGAUGUGAUGAUGAUGUAAAAAACAGUCAAUAUUUUUACAUGAAAUCUAACACAAUUGACAUAAACCUCCAAACAAUUUUCAAAUACAUUCAAUACACAAUUGAUUUACGUCAAAAGUUCUUCGAUUGAAACAGAAUUGUAGCGUCCUGAGCGGUUGAAGCACGUGGCUCCCAUAGUGAUCAACGUCACCCCGCUGAUCAACUACCCCCAGAAUACGGUUCCCUAACCCAAUUUGAUCUCCUUUACAAUAAUUUAAGCCUCAGAUGGCCAGGUUUUUAACUAUUUGCAAAGUAAAAUAACUUAGUUUUAUUCAGAGACUGUAAGUCACCAAGACACCAGUAGCAAGGACUUAAUACUAUGAUUCCUUGAAGUACCAGAGCGCAUAUUCUAAAAUUGAAAAAUAGAACGACACUAGGUGUCGGUUCGGUAGAUCUUACUCCGUAACACAAACUCAAAAGGUGAUCUACCCAUGUGACGGGCUCCGUUAAAGAUCGAGCAUCUUUUAAACCUUCUCAACUAUUCAUCCCUCAACACGGAUCGCCUGUCACCUUGAAUUGGGGUUCCCUGUUUGGAGGACUUCCCUGGAAUGGGGGGUCCGUCCGUAGUGCUAUUCUAAGCCGACAACUACACGGAUUACUAGCGCUUAAUGUGAAUAUAUAACGAAGCCACACCUUGAAUUUUCAAGAGCACAAAUCGGGAGUAAUUCGCGAAUAGGGCGUAACUAACAAAGCAAUAACAAUGUGAAAACAACAACCGAAUUUCGCUGAUCGAAUUUCAAUUCCUAUUUAGAAGUAAUACAGAAUAAUUUAACUUAAAUAAGGUUAAUUGAUACAGUUCUGACAUAGUUUCUUGUUUUUCUAAGAACACUGCACGAAUUUGAUAUUUUUUGCACUAAAAAUUGCAUUUAUUUAAUUACGCCUGAAUUGAUACCUGAGAAUGCUAAUUUCGCCCAAUACUGUUGAUUUCAGUUUCGCCUUUCACUUUCGUAAACAAAACACCAAACAAAACAAAGGAGUAGAAGGCGUAAUUCUUGUUUUUGUUCGUUUGGAAUAGAAUGGGAUUACGCCUUUCACUCAAUCAGUGAUUUUCAAUAGUUAGAAAAGUGAUAUCAAGGAAACUUUGUGAGCAUUUAGAAGACAAAUCUAGCUUCUUUUCACUCCUGCAAUUACUCAAAUUGUGUACAUUUUGUUGGUUACGGCUUUUUCGCUAAUUAUUACGAAAAUCUGAUGAACCGAAUGUCGGCUUGCCCUGAAAAGUCGAUCAAUUGGUUACCCGCUGGUGGUGACCAAACGAUCAACUUUUCAGCGAAAACCAACAUUCGGUUCUUCAGGUUUGUGCUCUUGAAAAUUCAAGGUCAAUUCGUCAUGUCUUCACCUUAAUAGCGCUGAAACCUCUAAACUAGGCAUUGAGUAGGAAAGAACACAAUCCUUUUGAAGCAAUUUAGCAGACGUGCACGGAUGAGGUGGCAUUCAAGAAAACACUGUUCCAAACUGACCCGGAAGGUUACGGUAAAAGGUGGGAAAAUGGCUUUUUUAUGCGAUAAUGCUCAUGUACUUUGUAAAGAUUAUAUUACAAGCCGUCAGUUAGUUGUCGUGGAUUUUCAAAUUUAGGGUAACGUUUUUUGUAUUAUGUUGUUCUGUUAUAUAAAUUUCUAAGUCUGUGGUCUCCAGUUUGCCUAAUGGUUAAGACUAUGGAUCGCCAAUCCGGAGACGGCGGGUUCGAUUCCCGUUCCGGUCGAGAAAGUUUUGUCGACUCCCCGGGCAUAAUGUAUCAUUGUACUUGCCUCACAAUAUACAAAUUCAUGCAAUGGCAGGCAAAGAUAGCCCUUCAAUUUAUAAUUGUGGAAGUGCUCAAAGAACUAAGUUGAAGCGAGGCAGGUCAAGUCCCGGGGGGAGGUAGAGCCAUAAAGAAGAAGAAGAAUUACUAAAGUCGCUUUAUUGAAAAAUGUUGUUUUUAAACAUUGUAUAUGGGUAAUGAAAUAGUUGGGGGCAUCCAUUUAGUAAGUCACGCUAAAUUUUGGAUUUUUUUUUUUUUUUUAAUUUUGUCAACCGACGUAGACUAGUACAUUUACAUAUACAUAUUUUUUGUUUCUUAAUGCCCCCCCUCCCCCCUUCGUACGGGUUUUCCGUAUACCUAAUACAUUACUUGUCACACUUUCCGUAACCCCUCUCCCCCUAUGGGCGUGACGUACUUUAUGGAUGUCCCCUUAUGUUAUUAAUUGCUGUUUAGGGAGCAUCCAUUAAGUAUGGUAUGUGGGGGCAAGAUGGGUCAGGGGGCAAGAUGGGUCAGUACCGUUUUCAACCUUACUAUAUAUUUUUUGAAUCUUUCAAUAAUUUUCCCAGAUGAACGAAGUGGAUACACAAAAAAGUGAUAGAUUGUUUUGAAAAUUCUUUACGUUCCUUGCACAGGAAAAAAUGAAAUAUUUUUUCGUUAUACUCCUUAUGCUAUACAUUCCAUAUAACUACGUGUACUGUGUAAACGGGGCAAGAUGGGUCACCCUAAUUUUUCGGUAUGUUUGCAUAGUUUUUGAAAAUGUUUUAUUCUUCAUUGAAAGGCUAUUCUGUGACCUACAUUAUCGAAGCAAUUAGAGCACUGAGAGUUUGUGAAACUAUUUUUGAAAUUUUCCUACAAAAAAUAUAGGUUUUCAAAGUCCGUUCAUGGCUACCUGAACAAAAAUCUUCUAGUUCUGAGAAUAAUCUACCGAUAUGUUUCAACACUUUUUUCAUGUAAUCUUUACGUCUGUGAAGCUUAGAUGUAUAGAGAAAAAAUAGAAGAUAUAGUAUUUUUUGUUGGAGAAAAAUCGAGUUUUCUGAUAGCUGACCCAUCUUGCCCCCGUAAAAAUGAGGUGGGGCAAGAUGGGUCAUGUUUUGAAAAUUGCUUGUCAAGAAGCAGGUUUCAAACUUUAUGACCUUUCUAUACUUUUAUAUCAUAGCUGACUAGUGUAUCUGAGAGUCGUGGUAGAAUACAGAGAAAUACGAUUUAUAUUCAGAAAGUUAUAGGGGUCCAUUUCUUAGGUGACCCAUCCUGCCCCCAC